AUGCGAUUCACGAGGAAUAAAUCCUCCGCCGCCGACGCGUCGUCGUCGACGCAGAGCGAUGAGAAUUCGACGGCGAUCAACGUCGGGCCGGUGCGCCUGAAACUCCCGAUGAAGAUUCGAUUCGGAAACGACGCCGCCGAGCUCGAACGACGGCGACAGGCGAACAGCAACCCGCUGGCGAAGAUUCGAGGCUCGAUGGCGGGCGUCGGACGGUCGAUCAAGGGCGUGGGGAAUCUGCAGCAGACGCUCAUGACGAACAUGAUGGUGAAGGUCAUCGCGGGGGUGUCGGGAACGCUGAGCGGGUUGUUGCUCGCGGGAUUGGCGUAUAAGGUGGUGGGAGGAUAUCAAGAUGAGAUAAAAGAGGCGAGGCGGGAGGUGCAGCGGCAACACCAGGAGAGGAAGGCGCGAUUGGCGCAGGUGAGACGAUUGCUGAGCGGACCGCUGCGGGCGGCGGCGAAAGAUUUGAGAAACAGAUUGGAGUUUAUAUUAAAGGUGCCGCCGAGACGUUCGAGCGGGGAACCGCCGAAGAUUCGGGCGAAUUAUUUUGCGGCGCAUUAUCCCGAUAAUCCCAACGAAGCGGUGAAUUCGACAUUGUUUCGGUUGUGUCGGUAUUUGCACUGGGUCGAGCAGUUUCAACGCGGGGUGCAGUUGGAAGGCGUGAGCGAGCAGGACACGUGGCAGUUCGCGUUGGAUCAACAGCUUGAUCGCGUGGCGAUGGAGUUGGAGGUGAGCAACGAGCGCUACGACGCAACUGUACCGACAGAGCGUUUGACUGAGGUUUUCGCGCUCAUACACGUUCGUGAGGUGGAGAAGGAGAAGCGAGUCGAGGGCGACGGCGCUGACGACGGCGGAGACGAAGGUGAAAAGUUAGCGAGUAAACGGUCUAUUUUUCGCCGAAUCGAUUCCUCAUUGAAUGAGAAAACGACGGCAAUGGAACCUUUAGAGGCUGCGGAUUCGGCACCGAAGCGUCGCGUCGGACUCCUCAGCGCAGAGCCUCAGGAACGUCUCAGUCGAUUUCCGAUGCGCUUGUUUCGCGACACGCAAGUCGCACUGGCGGAGGUUUUUGGUAAGCUCCACACACUUGAAUCCGGCGCUGGUCAGCCUCAACAUGAAGGUAAGGUAAACCCGCACAUGUUGUACACAGAGUUCGUCAUGAAACUCGAAGAGGCGCAAAUGCUCUACGAGCGCACCGUGGAAGAACAAGCCUCCGAAGGUCUCGUUGAUGCAGCCACAGUCUUGGUCGCGCAGCAAGAAAAUCUCCAAGCCGAUCCGUGGUUUAGAUGGAUGCUUCCGCUGCAGCUUCAAAUUCGACGCUUGGCCAUGCUACAGUCCCAGACGUCCAAGCUGUUAACGAGGAAGGAGGCUCGCGAACUCCUCGCCGCGAGGGCACGUUUGCGCGGCGUCCUCGACGGCUUGAACGGUUUACUUGACGUGCUCGACAGACGAUUGGACGAUCCGUUGUUCAACAAGCCCAAACACAAUUUAAAGCAAAAGCACUUGGCGACGGCUAAAAUCGCAACGAAGAAGGUAAAGUUGGAGGCGUUGAAGCGCGAAAAGUCACUGGCGCGAUGGAACAAGUUGAAACAAGCGAUCCCUUACGUCGCAAAGUAUCGCCGCCUUCCACCUCCACCUGCGAGCAAGAGAUAUAUCCGUUUAGUGACAGGAGAUGAGUUACUGGCGUUCGUUCGACGGUAUAAAGCGAAAGCCGUGGCGGGCGUCGUCUCUGCGGUGAGCACCGCCGUCGUGAGCACUGUCAUCUCGAAAGUUGUCCAGCAUCAAAACAAGCGGCCAAAAGCGGUUGAAAUCGUGAAAACCGAGAGCGAAAGCGCUGAAAGCGAAGGCACGACUAAGGAGAAAAAGACGAACGAUGAAGCAAUCGAAGGUGAAUUCGCACCGCCCACGAAGACGCGUCCUAGACUUCGCAAUAGUGUGAAAGUCAAGUGA
Molecule: messenger RNA, 1944 nt
Organism: Ostreococcus lucimarinus CCE9901
Lineage: Eukaryota; Viridiplantae; Chlorophyta; Mamiellophyceae; Mamiellales; Bathycoccaceae
Exons: 1
Coding region: 1-1944 (647 amino acids)
Source: RefSeq, a predicted model, not a curated record